AUAAUUAAUUUUUUUCAAUUAUUAUUACUAUGUUUUAUUUCUAUUGAAUUUAUCACUCGAUAGAUAGUUUUGUUAAACUAGAUCUACCACUCUUAAUACAUUUGAAUGGAAUAGAAAGCAAUUUUUCAUUUUUGAUAAAAACUCAUUGAAAACUAUUAUGCAUAUUUACAUUAAUCAUUCCGUAUAUGAACUAAAUAUUUCCUUAUAUUCUUUAUGCAAAAUCAUGUAGCUAUAAAAAAUUUAGUUUUACGAGAUAAGACUAAAACUAUCAAAGAAGAAUUUUAAAUACUAAAUAUUCCAUAAGAUUUGAUUUCACUCGAUCUAAAAUCUCUUAUAAUAAAAAUGCUGUUGGGAAAAUUAGCAUUUAUUACAGGAGCUGGUGGCGGGAUUGGAAAAGCUAUAUGUAAACAAAUGGCUUUAGAAGGAGCUAAAGUUGUAGCUGCUGAUGUAAAUAUCAAUCAAGUACAAUCAACUAUUGAAGAUCUUAAAGGUGGGGAACAUAGAAGUUAUCAACUUGAUAUAUGCGAUACUGAUUCUGUUAAUAAUGUUAUUCAACAAAUAUGUUCUCAUUAUUUAGCUCCACCUACAAUUUUAGUCAAUGCUGCAGGAAUAACAAGAGACAAUUUUUUAUUAAAAAUGUCUGUUCAAGAUUUUGAAAGAGUUUUUGAAGUUAAUAUGAAGGGUACAUUUGUAGUUACUCAAGCCGUAUGCAAGCAAUUAGUAGAGAAAAAUUUAUCUGGUUCUAUUGUUAAUAUUGGUAGUAUAGUUUCUCAAAAAGGUAAUAUUGGCCAGUGUAAUUAUUCUGCUAGUAAGGCAGCUGUUGAAGUUUUUAGUAAAACUGUUGCUUUAGAAAUGGCAAAGUAUAAUAUAAGAUGUAAUACGGUUUUACCAGGUUUUACAAUUACUCCAAUGACUGAUAUAGUACCAGAAAAAGUAAAGAACUACUUUAAAUCUGCUGUUCCAUUAGGCAGAUUUGCUGUUUCUGAAGAAAUUGCCGAAGUCAUAAUUUUUUUAGCAUCUGAUAAAAGUUCAUAUAUGACUGGAACAUCUAUUCCGGUUAGUGGAGGAUAUUAGCUGUUAAACUUGUUAUGCAAAAUUAUACUCCAUGCUAGUUUGUAAAACAAAUAUGUUAUUUGAAAUUUGUAUCAUUUAAAUGUAAAAAUGGGUUAUAAUAUUUCAAGAAUAACAUUCUGUAAAAAUAAAUAUUAAUCCCAUUAUAUUUUUAAAAUAAUUAUUAAAAAUUGUUGGGUAAUUUAAUUUAUAACCUUGUUUUAAAAGUUACUAUAUAAACUUGGGACUCUUCAGAGAGUCUGAAACAAAUUUUCUAAAUGUAUAUAAUUCACAGUUCUGCUUAUAACUUUUUACGUUUAUCAUGGUUUAUUAUAUGAGGUAGUUUGAAGAAUAGAAAGGCUACUUUUAUCCUACUUUAAUUUUUUAAAUUUAUCAUUUAAAAAUUAUAAAUUUUUAACAAAUAUUGUUUUACUAUACAUUAUUAAUUUUAUGUUUGACAAUAUUUUAUAGUUAUUCAUACAACAUAUUUUUAAUUUUUAGAAAUUUUGAUAAUUAAUUUUGUUUAAAACGUUAUGUCUAGUGUCUUCCAUCUCUGGAAUAACAGACGAGCAAAUAGAAUUGAAGAGUGGAAAAAGUCAUAAAAUAUUGUUAUCGACGACAGAAAACUUGUCAGAGUUCUUGUCAUGAACGACAUGCGCAAAUAUUUUAGUUAUCGUCUUCUCUUAUGUGAAUGGAAUUUUUUUGUGGUAAUGCCGAAACAGGUGGGAUGUUUGUUCCUGGAACACCACUACCUCCAUCGACAUCAUUCAUGCACAAGCACAUAUAAUAAUAAUAUUGUAGACAACGUGACUAAAUGAUACUUCUGCGUCGGUUGGGCCAGACAUUCUGUCUGCAAUCCGAUUCCUC
Molecule: messenger RNA, 1917 nt
Organism: Daktulosphaira vitifoliae (grape phylloxera)
Lineage: Eukaryota; Metazoa; Arthropoda; Insecta; Hemiptera; Phylloxeridae
Product: estradiol 17-beta-dehydrogenase 8
Exons: 8
Coding region: 343-1074 (243 amino acids)
Molecular function (GO): oxidoreductase activity, acting on the CH-OH group of donors, NAD or NADP as acceptor
Source: RefSeq, a predicted model, not a curated record